GGCCUGGUUGCAAGGCCAUCCGUUUCCCUGAGAACGCUUCGCCAAGCUUUAUUACAUAAAUCCAAGACCUGGCACUAAGGUUUUAAAGCAAUAGAAAUAUGAUUGGAAGAUGUAUUCUUGUAACUGGUGGAGCGGGUUAUGUCGGUACACACACAGUUGUAGAGCUUGUUAACGCUGGAUACGAUGUUGUCAUCAUCGACAACUUUGUAAAUGCUUUCAGUGAGAGCAUAAAAAGAGUGCAGGAAAUAACAGGAAAGGAGCUGAAAUGUUUCUCUGUUGAUUUACUCAACAAAGAUGCUAUAAAAGAUGUAUUCAGCAAACAUGAUUUCUAUGCUGUGGUUCACCUGGCAGCUCUAAAGGCAGUUGGCGAAUCAGUGCAAAUUCCUCUGAGAUAUUAUCACAAUAACAUCAUGGGCUCUAUAAAUCUGCUGGAGUGUAUGAAGGAACAUGGGGUUUGGAAUUUUGUAUUCUCUUCCUCUGCUACAGUUUAUGGUGUUCCAAAUUAUCUCCCUAUCAAUGAAGAACACUCAGUAGGUGAUGGAAUAACAAAUCCUUAUGGACGAUCCAAGUUCUUUAUAGAAGAAAUUAUUAAAGAUCUAUGCAAAGCUGAAAAGAAAAUGAAUGCUGUACUGUUGAGGUACUUUAAUCCUGUUGGAGCUCACAAGUCAGGAAAAAUUGGUGAAGAUCCUCAGGGUAUUCCUAAUAAUCUCAUGCCAUAUAUACUUCAAGUUGCUGUGGGAAGAAGAUCUCAUCUAAAUGUGUUUGGUGAUGAUUAUGACACCAUUGAUGGAACAGGUGUGCGGGAUUAUAUCCAUGUGGUUGACUUAGCUGUCGGACAUGUUAGUGCUCUUAAGCAAUUUGAAAACAGUUGUGGAUGCAAGAUCUACAACCUUGGCACAGGAAGAGGAUACUCUGUUCUUGAAAUGGUGAAAGCUGUUGAAAAAGCCUCAGGAAAACCAGUUCCAUGCAAAAUUGCUCCACGUCGUGAAGGAGAUGUAGGUGCUGUGUAUUCUGAUGCUUCAUUAGCAAAGAAAGAGCUAGGCUGGACAGCAUGGCGGGGAUUAGAUGAAAUGUGUGAAGAUUCAUGGAGAUGGCAAUCACAGAACCCAGAUGGAUUCAAAACUCAAAAAGAAUAAGUUGUAGCUGUGUUAACUGAUAUUGUAUCAAUAGAUAGAUGCAAAUAGUCUAGUUCUUUUAAGUGUGGAAUAUCUUAGACAGGUGAAUUAAGAGAGGUGUGUUUAGCCCAUUUUCACCAGGGAACCUCUUAGAGGGACUUGUUUGAUGACCAGGUACAAUACUGCCAGAAACUUAAAACUUGGUAUUAUGAAAAAUUAGAGGUGAUUUACUACUUUAAUUUCCAAGAAAUGAACUCAAGAUGAAAAUUUCUAUAGAAAUGAAGAAGAUAUUAUCUAGAAUCUCAAAACUAUUAUUUACAGUACAGAUAUAAUGACAUCCAUAGACACUAUUUGUAGUUCUUAGUGGGGCUUCAUGAGUACAAACCAAUGGAGUAGUUAUUUUCAAUAGUUAAUAUAUUUUUUGAACAAGUUUUCACUUGAUAUGGAGAGGGAAUAAAGAUAUACCAAGAUAAACAGUGUGGAGUGCCACACUUGCCUAGUUGUUUGUGUUGCUUACAGGGUAGAAUGGAAAAAUUAAAUUACAAAAAUAUUAAAAAUAGUAAAACUGCAAAUAUAUUGCAUCUUUGAAAUAUUUCAAAAUACAGCUCUCCUAAAUGAUUUCCCAACAUGUGUGGUAAGUUGUAAUCUUUUUUUAUCGACUUGGUUCUGCUUCUAAGAAUGCUGUUUUAUGUUAACUUUAAAUCUUCGCAACAGGCCCAUUGAGCAAGUCGUUAUUGGGAGAUCUGUGAAAUAGUAUUAAAAUAAAUAUCUGAUGAAACAUGGUGCCAGUUCAUCAAGAGCCACUUAAUCAGUGUCAAAAUCUGUAAAAUAAUCCUGUGGAGUACAAGGACCCAUUGAAGGACCAUGAGUAUGGGUGUAACAUGCUUGUGGUUUUCAGUCAAGGUAGCAAGUUGACAAGCCCCUAAAUUCUGUGUUUAAAUCUGUUGAUCAGAUACUUUUUGAUGCUGUAAUACAAGAGACAAAAAAGA
This is a messenger RNA of Stylophora pistillata, 2104 nucleotides long. RefSeq names its product UDP-glucose 4-epimerase. The record is from RefSeq and is a predicted model, not a curated record. Gene Ontology annotation, molecular function: UDP-glucose 4-epimerase activity. Gene Ontology annotation, biological process: beta-D-galactose catabolic process via UDP-galactose, Leloir pathway. Lineage: Eukaryota; Metazoa; Cnidaria; Anthozoa; Scleractinia; Pocilloporidae. Gene Ontology annotation, cellular component: cytosol.